UUGAUUGAUCUUGGUCAUAGGUAUUAUUUCCCUGGAUGGAAAACAAGAAGAAUACAAAUACAAACUUUUUGCCGACGCCGCGUUGAGUCGGGCUCGGCGGAAGGACUUCAUUCUCCUCCUCAUCUUCUCUCACGGAGCAGCGUCCUCUCAGAUCUAGAUUUGCCUGUGCGUGGAAGAUAUGAGGUUAGCAGGCACCUUUUGGAUACUUUACUUUCUGCUGGUGCACGGGGCGGCUGCAGGUGCUGAGCCAACCUCAUCGCUCAGUCCUGGACCGGCCGGCGCUGAGGAGCGGAGCGAGCAGGCUUUCAACCAGCAUCAGUACAAAUGUCUGGAGUCGCCCCACGAGGACCCCCGAGAAAACCGAACCGGCAUCUUCUGUGCUCGCAUGUGGGAUGGUUUACUGUGUUGGGACGAGACACCCGCUGGAACAUCUGUAACACAGAGCUGUCCAGACCGGCCUGACCUCCACACAACUGAAAAAGUGACCAGACAUUGUAGUGAAUCGGGUAACUGGGCCCGAACUGGUUUUACCUGUCAACACGCAGUAAAGGACAAAUUAGAGGGAAGCCGUCUUGUAAGAGAUGCUGCCGGGGAGCCAACGGGAGAGGCCACUGAGACGAGAACAGAAAAAAGUACCCUUGAAAAUGAAAAGAGAUGCCUUGAGAAAAUGAAGCGUGAGCCUCCUUAUAACGAACCAGGCCCGUACUGCAGCCGUAACUGGGACGGCUGGCUGUGCUGGGACGACACCCCGGCUGGGGGCUACGCCUCUCAGAGCUGCCCUGAUUACGGCGCUGAUUUCAACCCUGCAGAAAAGGCAACAAAGUACUGUGGAGCAGAUGGACAGUGGUUUCGCCACCCAGACAGCGAUAAGAUUUGGACCAACUACACACUCUGCACAUCCAGCUAUGACAUGAAACUGAAGAAGUUAAUGAUACACGAGAAUGAACGCAGGUGUCUCCAGAAAUUAAAGCAAAACCCACCGACUAACCUCAUUGGUCUGUACUGUGGGGGGAUCUGGGACGGCUGGCUGUGCUGGGAUCACACCCCGGCUGGUACCUGCGCAUCCCAGAGCUGCCCCAACCCCAACCUCUACCAGCCCAAACCCGCUGAAAAGGCGACUAAGUACUGCGGAGAGGACGGGCGGUGGUUCCGGCAUCCAGAGAGCAACGUGACCUGGACUAACUACACGCUGUGUGUUGGCAACGGCAACGAGGAGUUGAGGGCAGCUGCGCAGUUGUCGGGGGACACGGAGAUGGAGCCCACCAUGGAGGCCUUGGCCGGCCCCGUUGAUAAUCAAAAGGAGCUGGAACGGCAGAAGAAGCUUCUGGACAAUCAGUACAAGUGCUUUGAGAAAAUGAAUCGCGAUCCACAUUACAACAAGUCAGAUCUGUACUGUAACCGUACCUGGGACGGCUGGCUGUGCUGGGAAGAUACCCCGGCGGGAACUUACAUAUACCAGAACUGCCCCAACUACUUUGAAGACUUCGACACCACAGAGAAGGCGAUAAAAUAUUGUGGAGAAGAUGGGCAGUGGUUCCGGCACCCGGAUACCAACAGGACUUGGUCAAACUACACUCUCUGCAAUGAAAACACUAACGCAAAGCUGAAGUCAGCAUACAUCCUCUUUUACAUGGCGAUUGUGGGCCACGCGUUAUCCAUCGCUUCCUUGCUCAUCUCUCUAGCCAUCUUCUUCUACUUCAGGAGCCUGAGCUGCCAGAGGAUCACCCUCCACAAGAACCUGUUCUUCUCUUAUGUGCUCAACUCUGCCCUCACCAUCAUCUACCUCGUCACCGUGGUCAACAAUCCCAGCGUGGUGGCCAGAAACCCAGUGGGCUGUAAGGUCUUGCACUUCUUCCACAUGUAUAUGUUGGGCUGCAAUUAUUUCUGGAUGCUCUGUGAGGGGAUUUAUUUGCACACACUCAUUGUGGUGGCUGUGUUUGCAGAAGAGCAGCAUCUGCACUGGUACUACCUCCUGGGCUGGGGCUUUCCUCUCGUGCCCGUGUCAAUCCACGCUGUGGCGAGGAAAAAGUAUUUUGAUGACAACUGUUGGAUGAGUGUGGAUACCCAUCUGCUCUACGCCGUUCACGGACCCAUAGUGGCGGCGCUUCUCGUUAACCUCUUCUUCCUGCUGAAUAUCAUAAGAGUGUUAGUCACCAAGCUGAGAGACACGCACCGGGCCGAGUCCAACAUGUACAUGAAGGCAGUGAGAGCCACGCUGAUCCUGGUGCCCCUGCUGGGGAUACAGUUUGUCAUUUUUCCCUGGAGGCCAGAGAACCGGCUGGCAGGUGACGUCUACGAGUAUGUCAUGCACAUACUCAUGCAUUACCAGGGUUUACUGGUGGCAACGAUAUUCUGCUUCUUCAAUGGAGAGGUACAGGCUGCUCUGAAGAGACAAUGGAUGCAGUACAAAACCCAGUGGGGUCAGAGACGAAAGGACCACUGCUCGAUGCGCUCCACGUCCUACACGGCCACCUCCAUCACCGAGGUGCCCGCCUUCAUGUUCCACCACGAGUGCAACACCGAACACAUGAACGGGCGGCACACAGAGGACUCGGAGCUGGUGGCGCUGAAAUCAGGGGACGCGUAUGCUUAACUCGCCCCGAGGCCGAGGAGCACAUCGCGGGAACGCGGCCCGAGAGGAGCGACAGAACAACAGGAACAGUCCAGUAAGAAACGAACACGAGUCCGGUCCGCCUGCCAUAUCUCAGCGAUUCACUCUCAGAGGAUGCUGCUGGUCCGUUCAGCACAGGACAAUAAUACGGGUCUAGGAACAGCGAGCGUCAGGAGGGACAUGGUUUAACUACAAACGCUUUGCAUUUUACAUGCUACAUUGUUGCUGCUGCUGCCUUUUGAGGACUUUGAUGUUGAGAACUUCCGGUAUACGAGAAGAGCUGCUUUUACGAUGAGUGUCGACUUCUUAAAGCUGCUAAUUUAUGUGCACUCGCUGUGAUGAAGGCGGGUGUAAGUGUAACUGCAGUUUCACUGCAACGUGACGUGACGGUAGCGGAGUCACCACGACGGUGUGAUGAGGAGGAGAAUCAUGUCGGUGUAGAAGACCCAACCAUCCCUAACCUCACCUAAACCAAAGCGUGCUGUUCGCCGGUCGCGGCCGCGAGGGCGGACCAUGUCGGGCAGAGCAAAGAAGCAUGUCAGAGAUGGAAAAUCACACACGUACGCACGUAAACAAAUGUCAGACUUAUGUGCCAUGCCAGAGGGCAAGUUUUUCUAAAACACCCUUUGUGGUUGAAAUACAAGGAAUUGUGUGCAUAUAAUAUUUGCUUUUCCUUUAAAAUAAUGUUUAAAUGUCUUUAAAAUGUUUUUUUUUUUUUUCGUUUUAACUCGUGGUUUUACUUUUGCCAGUUCCUGAGUACGCGUACGUCCUGUGAUGCUGCACCCCCGAUGGCUUUGUUUAGUCUCCGUUGUUGUGUCUGUGCCGAUGCUGGAAGGCAAAAGUGCACAUAAAAGAUGGACUUGAGAAGAAAAAGAAAAGCCGCUGAUGUUUAUCACAAGAUCCGUCUCGCUGCGUCAAGCGCAGCGCAUCAUCAGCGCCGCCGCUGACACCCAUGAUUUUACUCUCGAUCGUGCUUUAAGUGUCCAUGAUGCCGAUGAUUCAGCGGCAGCUCGGUCCUCCGUGCAUAUUUAUAAGCUCAUCUUGUGACCUUUUGUGCGACUGAGCCUCCAGAGCAACAGAAAGGCUCUUACCGUUUACGCAGAAGAAACUAACUGAUGUCUGAGGAGCUUUUCCACGUCUUUCUCACAAUUUUGCACAAACAUCAGAUAUAAAUUCACUUUUUUUGUGGUCGUGAACACACAUUCCUGUCGCUCUACUGCCUUUCAAUAUUUGCUUAAUGAUAUUUUUGCAUAAUUCAUUUCCGUUGUUGAAAUUGUGUCUUGCACUUGUGGGCAGCUGCUUAGAAACCCAACAAGUUUUCAUUAAUAGUGAUUAAAAUGCAGCGAGUGAGUCAUUUCUGAUUUUAACCCCCAAAAAAGUUAUUAGUGAUUAACAGAGGACGAUUUCUGAGUUUUAAACAAACAUCUUAGCCGAUUAGCCUCGUGAUCAUCUAUAUUUUUUCGUGUUUUUUAAAAGGAAAACGAAAAUCCAUGUCUGCGUCAAAUCAGGAAUUUUCAGUUUCCUUGUUUGAAUCAUUCAAAAAGUUUAUUUGUUCCCGGUGAAGAUGCCAACCUUUGUAUACCAAUAUUUGUGUAAAACGAAUGAUUUUGUGUUUAUGUCUUACAGGACCUGUCACCAUAUGUAUCUAGUUUAGUCACUAUCUUAAGUCCCAUUUUUUUUAACUGUCUGACUCUGUUUUGGUUGUCUUCAUGGUGCUGAUGUGUUACAAUCGAUGGAAGUCUCCUUGUUAACUGGAACGACUGGUGGAUGUUCAAUGAGCAGAAGUAUUUGUGAUGAGCCAUCUAUGUUAAUAUGAUACAACUGCCAGUUAAAUCAGAGGAAGAGAGAAAGAAAAAGUCUUGACUCAGCCAAAAUUUUACCGUCACUUUGAACUUCAGAAAGUCAGCAAAAGGUGACUCGUUUUCCAAAAACAAAUCCCAAUGUGUUUAAGAUGCCUACUUUUAUUUUUAUUUUUCUUCUUUUUCUCAGAAUAAUGAAGUCAUGCAGUUUACAGGGCACAUUAGGUGUCAACACAACAUGUCUUUACCUUCUUGUUUAGAGAGUUUUCACACAUUCUUCCUGCAGGUUUCUUGCAGUUCUUGGAUGAUUGUUUGUGCAUCAAAGCAGAUGUUCAGUUGUGUUAAGGGGACCUCAUCCCACUUCUCAUUUCCAUCCUUGUUCUGCAUACACAUUAAAAGUCAUAGCAUUUUCUUCCAGAAUUCAGCUACAUUUAAUUGAAUCGACUUAUUAAUUUGCGGGCUGUGAGAUGAAGUGUGGUUGAUCCUGUGGAGCAAAAAAAAAGUGAAAACAGUCAUGCUGAAAUUGUUUCUGCAGCAUUUAUUGGCAUCUAUUUCACAUAACUUUGUUUCUUUUUGUAGAUUUUCAUUUCAGCAUCUACCUUUCUACCAGUUUAGUGUUUUAAAGCGUUCGGUGUAGCUGCCAAGUCGUAAUUAUUUUACAAAUUGAGGAAAAGAAAACCUGAAGAUAUGUUGCCAUAUUCUUGCAGUCUUCCUAUUGAUUUAUAAAUAAUAAAGUUGGUAUUUUUUCUUUUCUUUUUUUUUUUUUUUAGAUUAAAAGGUAAAAGACUGCUGACUCCUAAAGAACAAGAAUAAGCCUCGCCAUGCUGAUGAGGGUCUGGUUGCCGCCGAUUUCAGGUCUCUCAGUCAGGACGUUUACAUGCACCAACAGAAAGUAGAAUUCUUGCCUUAUUCCGAACAAUUUAGAAUUUUUAAAAGCCACGUUUACACAUUAGCCAGGCCGAACUGAACCUCUUGAUAUCGAGCUUUUAGUGCCAGAUAAUGCGUCCUAAUCCGAGUUAUUCCGGCAUGUAUACCAACCCGUGCUGACCGCCCUGGGACUCAUGAAGGGAAGUGACGACACUGGGGGAGGGGGAAUAAUAACAAUCACGACAACACGGUAACAGAAGAAGAAGAGGGAGACUUUGUUUGCAUUUUACCUGCAACAUGAUCAGGCUUAGUAUGUACGACAUUUACAGAGCUGCUGCAUCAUUAGUGCCCAUUUUUCUACAUGUUGUUGUCCUCUUUCAUCCUUGUUUUCCAAUUGUACCGGAAGAACGUCAACGCGAAAAUGCGUGUGGCGCCACGUAGAGUCGCGAAGUUGAACGCACCUCACUCAAUAAUCAAUUGUCUUCUCGUGCAUGUAUACUUGGAUUUCUCUUAACCUCCAGUUUAAUUGUUGCCAAUAGCUUCAUUUAGUUGUGCAUGUAACCGCACUGACUGAUAUUUUUACAUAAUGUAACAGAGUCAAAGUAAAGAGCAGGAAGUGGCCAGAAUUAGUAUGAAGAGAUAAUAAACUGUCCGUCAGAGUUUGCAGAGACUGUGAAGCGAAGCCGCCUGCAGCCUGCAGCCCGCCAGAGGACAAGUGAGGCUUGUAAGAAGAAACUCAGAGAUUAGACGCAGCUGCAGGACACUCUCUCAGAUCAAGCCAUCGGUAAGGCUGCAGUAAAGUAUGAACAAUUAAAUCAGUGCAGUUUAGCAACUAAAACUUGAACGAACAAGUCUCUGGUGCACCCACACAGGUGCAUGGCGGCAGCACUGGUCGGUGGGUGUCAAUCCGGCAACCAUUUCUUCUCGCUGGUUGCACCAGUAAGCCGGGUGCUUUGACAACAAUCCCACCCACACGUGUGAUUUCAUUGGCUAAGACCGGCUGAGUAGCAGGAAUGCAAAGACCCGACACCUGCGCCAAAGCACGAAAAAUUUGACUUCUCUCAACUUGCAGAAAACGCAGCGCUUUCACCGCCACGCCGUUCAGCUCAGCAACACUUGAUGCUCCGAUGCCUCGAUCUUCCGGGGAAAGAAAUCAACACUGGAAGCGUUUGCUAUUUUACAUGAGACAUACAAUAAUUUCCUUUUCUUUCUUUUUUUUAAAUUAUCCUCCAUGUGUUAGAAAAGAACAGCGGGGGGUAAUUAUGAUAGCAGAGUAGUUUUUACUUCUAAUGUCUUUCACAGAAAAAAAAAACUAAAACAAAGUGUAAUAUCUAUUUUAUUAUGAAAUUCUUCCUCUUCUUUAUCCUCUGGUGAUUUGUCUUUGGUUUGGUGCACACUGUAAGACAUGUUAUCAGUCCUGUGGGUCCUGGAUUCUCCAUGUUUUGUAUGUUCUUGAUAUCCUUGUAAAUACAAGCAGACACUGUGUUAAUGAUAGAGUUUUGCACUGUGAAAUAAUCUGACUAUUUUUGUUACCUUUCUGUCGUUUGUUUCAGGUUGUGUUUUGUGUCUUUUCUCCUGCUCAGCUUGGACUGGCAUUGUCUUAAACAGCUGAUAAAAAGAAAAAAAAA
Messenger RNA from Cololabis saira (Pacific saury), 6905 nucleotides. RefSeq names its product calcitonin receptor (gene calcr). Gene Ontology annotation, molecular function: calcitonin receptor activity; amylin receptor activity. The record is from RefSeq and is a predicted model, not a curated record. Bases 179 to 2593 code for a protein of 804 amino acids. Gene Ontology annotation, biological process: positive regulation of cytosolic calcium ion concentration; adenylate cyclase-activating G protein-coupled receptor signaling pathway; cell surface receptor signaling pathway. NCBI's taxonomy places the organism in Eukaryota, Metazoa, Chordata, Actinopteri, Beloniformes, Belonidae. Gene Ontology annotation, cellular component: axon; plasma membrane. The transcript is spliced from 22 exons.